Trichoderma reesei QM6a is the source of this 3381-nucleotide messenger RNA. RefSeq lists its product as uncharacterized. The record is from RefSeq and is a predicted model, not a curated record. The transcript has 2 exons. NCBI's taxonomy places the organism in Eukaryota, Fungi, Ascomycota, Sordariomycetes, Hypocreales, Hypocreaceae. Bases 1 to 3381 code for a protein of 1126 amino acids.
AUGCCAGAUAUUCCUGCCGGAGGGCAUUUCGCGCACUAUGCCAGCGAGGCCCAUGCAAUCUACCUUGGGAAGAAUCGUCGGCUGGCCGAUCCCGUCUUCUUCCCGGCUCCUGGCCGUCACUCGAGGCUUCCGCCAGGCGGCCCAGCCCCGUCACUGAACGACUACGAGAAGGCCAUGAAGGCAAUGUCCACUGAGGUAUACCAGACUUGGAAAAGAAUCCAAACGCUGGUCAGGAAUCACGAAGAUGAAAUCCAGACUUGGGUGGUAGGGGCCUAUCCGCGCUCAGGCACUGACAGAGCAAAGAACCCCCUGGUCAACCUCCUAAAGGCCAGCUGGCUACCAACGGUCCAGGAGUUUAACAACUGCCACCCAGACAUCCGCAAGUUCAUGGAAAACAGGAACGUCGAGUCUGACUUCCAAGUCGAUGCCCCUGACGGCAGGUUACCGCCAAAGUUUCCCUUUUCGUACAUCAACCUGUUCUUCAAAAAGUCUGGCGAAGCCGAUAGUCAGAUGCAGAUACCAACUCGAGAACAUUACGCUGCCGUAUAUCGCCUUCCGUUCAACUUUUUUGACCAUCGAGCAUCAAAAGACUGGCCUCAUCCCACAGAGCAUCAAAUGUUCAUAAAGAAUGGAGACAUGUACAACCAUCCUGACUCGCGCGCAUGGUUCAGGCGCUUCCGUCUCUCGUUCUUGGUCCCCAACUUGACCCUCAGUGAGCUGGAGAACCCUAUCCGGUUGCUGUCCUUCAUUCAUGCCCGCGGCCGGCAGCACCCUUCCGUGUUUGCCAAAGCAGACAACGACAUGACGUACAUUGGCAGGAGAACGUCGUUUCUGACAGGCCCUUUCAUUGGGAACCGCAUGGUGAGCUUUGAACACUCCGGCUCGGAUUCCUCAGGAGAUUUCCAACCAAGGCUGUGGAGAGGAUGGGGCGGCAAGUCGGACCGUGGGUGCGAUCGAGCUGUUGCAGAAGAAUACGCCGAUCUUUGGCAUAGAGGACAGCUCUUUGGGACGGCGGAGGCCUGGGUCAUGCUUCAGGGCCAGCGAGCCACGUACCUCUAUCUGUGGAACCUCCUCACUGCCAUAGCAGCCACCGAACUGAAACUGAACCCUCGCACGAGCCUUACCCCAAGACCCCCUCAGGAGCAGCAGCAAGUUUUCACCGCGGCCAGGGAGCUCGUAGCCUCCCAGCAGAGCAGAUACCUGAACCGCUGGAUGGACUACACCAGACAGCAGCUGUAUAUCUCCCCGCCGACAGCAAUCGACCACCGAUUCCUCAGCGAGCUGCAGAACAAAGUUGAGAUUGCCGAGACGCAUCUCCAGGACCUGUUCAGCGACCCUGGAUACUUCUUCGACCGCAUCCACGAGCUGUGGGACCAUCAUUGGGGACACAUCGGGAUGAAGAAUGACGCGACAAACCCAGAUGAGAGUGAUGAGAAGGCAUCGUACCUGGAGCAAUAUGCAGACGAAAAGACUCGCCAUGUGCUCUACUUUGACUUGAUCCGAGGGGUGGUGAGGCGGUCCAUUUUCGAGUUCUACAUGUGGCAUUCGAUCCACAGCCGCCUCCUGGAGUUUGACAACGCGAUGAAGGACGAGUUUGAAGACUACGGCAAGGGGGACGACUCCGACUCGGACGGUACCAACUUGCUCCAGCAGCCACCAGUCUUCCUCUCCCCGCAGAAGCAGCUCCAGCACGGCUCCAUAUCAGACAAGUACCUGGCCUUGAUUGUCAUGGUCCGCUAUCACGCCGUCUUCUUCGUCAACGAGUUCCGCAAGAAGGGAAUCCACGCCGGCUCCCCUCACAUGAGGGACUUUGUCUACAGCAUUGGUCAAGCCCAGAAACCCACCCCGGACCGCAUCUGCAACAUUGUCAAGGAGCAUUACGGAGCUCCCGACCUGAAGCAUCGGUCGAAGCUCCGAGAGCUGUGGCGUGAUCUCAGCAAAGUGGGAGGCAAUUCCAUGCGAGGCACCAUGUUUGCGGCCAUUGACAACUUCAUCGUCAAUGCGCUCGAUGGCACAAAUACCGGCAUCAAGGACGCAGCGGCCCUUCUCCAAGAAGUAUCGCAGAUCCAAAACGAAGACCUGAAGGACAUCUUCACAGAGCUCCUGGACGAUACCAUCGAUGGCCUCGACCUCCUCUCCACGCUCGCCGACCAUUUAGAGUAUCUUUGGCCAGCCAUGGAUGUGGUCGGCGGUGCGGACGCAACCGAGGCCGACCGCCGAAAAUGGUUCGACGCGGGCAGCAAGGGCGUGUCCAUCAACUUUCUCAACUUUGACGCCUUUGACUUUGACGGCAAGGUGCCGAUGAAGCGCCUCAAGCGGCUCUUUCUCUUCUUUGACGAGCUGCAGGGCUUCAAGCAGGAAUCGGUCUCGGUGGGACACGCCAAGGGCGAUCUCAGAAGAUUCGGGGCCUCGCUGCUGCGCAAGCUGAUAUACCCCGUCAACGAGGCGGCAAAGGACAACAAGGCCAACCAGGAGGCCAUUGCCCGGCUGGAAAGGGCCAUGAAUGUGACCGGAGAUGAGUACAUCUACCAUGACCGAGAGAAGCCGUUCAACUUGGACGAGGAGGAAGCAGGCUCUGGAGUGACGGUGCCUCUUGUGGACCAACCGAAGAGCUAUCGCAAUAUUGCGGCUCGGGAGCGGCAGCUGGCUAAAGAGCGCCGGGCGAAGAAGGACGCCUUCAUUGAGCAGCUCAUAGAGCCGUCCAAGGAGGAGGCAGCAAAAGCAAAGAAGAGGGAGAAGAAGAAGGCCCGCAGAAAGGACAAGGCGAGGAGGCGAAAGCUGGCAUCCGGCGACCCUGUGUCGGAAGACGAGGAGGGAGAUGAAGACGAGGAGAUGACAGGCGAGCAACAGCAGCCACCGAGCACAGCAGCACCCAACGAUCCGCGAUGGGAAGAAUCGCUCCAUGCCAUGCUCCAUCAGUUCCAGCUCCCCUCGCUCCCGGAAACCCGCAUCCUCUCCCUUUCGGGAGCACAACCCGCACCGACCCCAUCAUCCAGCACCUCCUCCUCCAAGCCCCUCCCCAAAGCCCCCGACGGGCGCCCGAAGCGCGUCAUGAAGAAGCGCGAAUGGGCCACCAUGGAAGCCAUCUACGGAAUCCACGGCAGCGCCAACGCGGCGGUUUCCUACGCCCAGCUGCGAGCCAUGAUGAGCGCUCUGGGAUACGAGGAGGUCGGGCGAGGGGGGAGCCACAUGAGCUACAGCAGGGUAGACGUGAGAUGGCCGCAUAGCGCGCUGCCAAAGGGGGAGACGAUUCAGCUGGCGAGGACGCACGGGAAGGAUCGUGCGGUGGCGGCGAAGGGCAAGUCGAGGGAUUGGGGGAGGAGGCUAUGCGAGAGGGGGUUGACGUUUGAGUUUGUGAAGCAGUGGUUUGUCAAGGGGUGA